ACUCUCCUGUAUAAAUCCUCUGCUUCUGCUCCCACUUCCGCCACCGCCGGCCAUGUCCCCUCUCCCGCUUCUCCUCGCCCUCUUCCUCUGUAUCGCCGGCGCUUUAGCUUCCGGUGCCGGCCGGAAAACCUUCAUCUUCGUGGUAGACCACGAGUCCAAGCCCUCCGUUUUCCCGACUCAUAGCCUCUGGUAUGCCUCCGCAGUCUCCGACCCUACCCGCCUCCUCCAUGUCUAUGACACCGUCGUUCACGGUUUCUCAGCUUCCGUUUCUGACGAGGAGGCGGCCGCUUUGAGGGACCACCCCUCCGUGCUGGCUUCCUUUGAGGACCAGCCUCGGAGCCUCCACACCACCCGAUCGCCGCAGUUUCUCGGCCUGCGCAACCAGCACGGCCUGUGGUCCGAGUCCGACUAUGGCUCCGAUGUGAUAAUAGGAGUGCUCGACACCGGGAUCUGGCCGGAGCGCCGCUCUUUCUCCGACUUCAAUCUUGGUCCGGUGCCGGCUCGGUGGCGCGGCGCGUGCGAGGAGGGCCAGGGCUUUACGGCGGCGAACUGCAACCGGAAGGUCAUCGGUGCGCGGUUCUUCUCCAAGGGGUACGAGGCCACCGCUGGAACACUCAACCAGACUGCGGAGUUCCGGUCCCCCAGAGACUCCGAUGGUCAUGGUUCGCAUACGGCGUCGACUGCGGCAGGACGCUAUGUUUUUCAGGCUAAUAUGUCCGGCUAUGCGUCCGGAGUCGCCAAGGGCGUUGCCCCUAAGUCUCGCCUGGCCGUCUAUAAGGUCUGCUGGAAGUCGGGGUGCUUCGACUCUGAUAUCCUCGCGGCGUUCGAUCGAGCUGUUGCCGACGGAGUUGAUGUGAUAUCCGUUUCCAUUGGUGGCGGCUCUGUUCCUUACUACCUCGACUGCAUCGCCCUCGGCUCGUUCGCGGCCGCUUCCAAGGGCGUCUUUGUCGCCUCCUCCGCCGGGAAUGAAGGUCCGACCGGAAUGUCGGUCACGAACCUCGCCCCUUGGAUCACCACCGUCGGGGCCGGGACGAUCGAUCGGAACUUCCCCGCUGAGGUCAAGCUCGGGGACGGUCGGACGUUCUCCGGUGUGUCGCUGUACUCGGGCAAGCCCCUGUCCGGGAGCAUGUACCCUGUCGUCUACCCGGGCAGCAAUGGCGGCCUCUCUGCGUCGCUCUGUAUGGAAGAUUCCCUCGAUCCCAAUGCCGUGCGUGGAAAGAUCGUGCUGUGCGACCGGGGAAACAAUCCUCGCGUGGCGAAGGGUCUUGUCGUCAAGAAGGCCGGGGGCGUCGGAAUGAUACUCGCCAACGGGAUUGCCAACGGCGAGGGCCUCGUCGGAGACGCCCACGUCCUUCCGGCGUGCACGGUGGGGUCACAGGAGGGAGACGCCAUCAAGUCUUACGUCGCGUCGACUCCCAACCCCACCGCCACGCUCUCCUUCGGCGGGACGAUUCUCGGGGUGAAGCCCGCGCCGGUCGUCGCCUCCUUCUCCGCCCGCGGCCCCAACGGGCAGACGCCCGAGAUCCUCAAGCCGGAUCUCAUCGCUCCGGGCGUCAACAUCCUCGCCGCCUGGUCCGACGCCAUCGGUCCCACCGGCCUCUCGGGCGACGACCGCCGGACGGAGUUCAACAUCCUCUCGGGCACCUCCAUGGCCUGCCCGCACGUCGCGGGGGCAGCCGCGCUGCUGAAGGGCCUGCACCCGAACUGGAGCCCCGCCGCGAUCCGAUCCGCUCUGAUGACCACGGCUCGUAUCCAGAACAACCGGCUCCAGUCCCUCACCGACGAGUCGGGGAGGAAGGCCUCGACGCCAUACGAUUUCGGAGCGGGCCACGUGGACCUCUCCAGGGCGUUGGAUCCCGGGCUGGUCUACGACAUCGGGACCCAGGACUACGUGGGCUUCCUCUGCUCCAUCGGGUACGGACCCAGGACGAUCCAGGUGAUCACCAAGACCCCAGUGAGCUGCCCCGCCCGGCAGCACCAGCCGGAGGACCUCAACUACCCGUCCUUCGCCGCGGUGCUCGACGUCUCCCGCUCUCCCUCCGCCACCAAGACCUUCGUCCGCACCGUCACCAACGUCGGCCCCGCGACGUCUGUCUACUCCGCGAGGGUCAGUCUCUCGGACAACGGCAAGGGCGUCACCGUCUCCGUCCAGCCGGCGAAGCUCGCGUUCACGGCCGUCAACCAGAAGCUGAGUUACACCGUCUUGGUGACAGCGAACCGCCCGAACCUCUCCCCGGGCGAGUCGGACACGGUCUUCGGCUACGUGACGUGGUCGGACGGCGGGGUGCACGUCGUCCGGAGCCCCAUCGUCGUGUCCAGGAUGCAGCCCUUCUAAAACUAACGCCCCUAGGCUUGCGUGUAGGGAAGGAACGGAACGCGCGUGUGCUGCUGGUGCGUGCUCGACCCAGUUAGUAGUAAGUACCAUUUCGUUGGUAGCAGACACUAACUGACGGAGGGAGGAGGUGUGGGAGCCCGUGGCUUGACGACAGGGAUGGUACCGUGGGGUCCGCGUCCCCUUUCUUCCUUCCGAGAGACAAGGCUUGUGUGUGUGUGUAGGUGUAUGCGUGCUUGCACUGCGUGUAAAAUCGUGGUUAUAAAAAUCUGGUGUGUGUGAAAUUGAGAAAAGAGAUGUCUUCCCUUUUUUU
Nymphaea colorata (pocket water lily) is the source of this 2645-nucleotide messenger RNA. RefSeq names its product subtilisin-like protease SBT1.6. The transcript has a single exon. Gene Ontology annotation, molecular function: serine-type endopeptidase activity. Gene Ontology annotation, biological process: proteolysis. NCBI's taxonomy places the organism in Eukaryota, Viridiplantae, Streptophyta, Magnoliopsida, Nymphaeales, Nymphaeaceae. The coding region runs from base 53 to 2335 and encodes 760 amino acids. The record is from RefSeq and is a predicted model, not a curated record.